AAAAAUAAAUGUUUUUUUUAAUUAUGCUUUUAUUACUAAGAGUUUAAAAUACAUACUAUGAAAUAAAAACAUUAUUUUUUUUAUUGCUAUAAAAACAUUUUAUGAGAAAUAAUUAUUUUACGAGAUAUUGCUACAAAUAUAAGGAGUGCUAUACUUGAACCCUUUCUUUACUAUGUGUCUAGAGACCCCAAAAACUCUAAAAUCUGGCUAUUCGUUGAAAUUUAAAUAUUCAAUGUGUACACACAUAAAAUAUGUCAAGCUACAGUCCAUCCUCAUCAAGUAACAGCUCAUCAUCGUCUUGUAGCGAUGAUUCUUCGGACGAAAGUUCCUCUUCAACUGGAAGCUCAUCGUUGUCCAGUUGUAGUUCAUCUUUGUCAAGUGUUAGCUCAUCAUCGUCCAAUAGUAGUUCAUCGUCAUCCAGUAGCGAAGAUUCAUCGGACGAAAGUUCGACUUCCUCUGGAAGUCGUACCCAAAAAAUUAAUUUAAAACGCAAAUUUAAUGAAUAUUUGGAUGAACCUAAUAAAAAAAUGUGUUGUGAGUUACCGUAUACUGUUGACGGUGAUCGGUCAUUUAAAGAUUAUCCGUGUCUAUUGGAUUCUGAACGUGAAACUAAUGCUAAAUGGAGUAUUGACAACUCGAUGAUUGCCAAGAAAAAAAUAACUGUCACUAGAGAAACAGAUGUUGGUAUAAAAAUUGAAGAGAAUUUUUUAGCUGGCGACUUUCCUACUAACGUAGAACCAAAUAUAAACAACUCUAUUGAUUGUCAACAUGUCAAUUCGCAUAAUGGCAAGGAGAAUACCAGUUAUUCCGAAAAUGUUGAUUUAACCAGUAUCUCACAACACUAUGUUUUCAAUCCGGAGGAUAACACUUUUUCAAAAAGUGUUGUUAAAAAUAAUACAGAUAUCCUCGUUACAAAUGACGUUGAUGAAGAAUCUGUUUUGAACGAAGAUAUACCUAUCGACCCUAAAAAUAGUCAACUAAAUAUGAAUGUUGAUAUUAAUAAUAAUUGCUCGGAGCCAAGCACUUCGAAUAAUGAAAAUUAUUCAAACACUAGUCGUUGUGUCAAAUGCAAAAUAUUAACUCCAUGGGGAGAAGAUUGGUUUUAUACGACCCAUACUGAUAUGUAUACAGGUCCUAGAUAUAUAACAUUGAUGAACCCUUUGAACGAACUUCCCGUUAGUUAUGUGGAAACUAUUGAUCUCACAAAUUCAGACGACGAUGAGCAACCUGUUAUAGACAGGAGUACUACACGUGGAAAAGAAGUGCAGCCAAUGAGCGCACUUAACCACACAAAUUUUCACGAAAAUAAUUGUGAUGGAGGUCAACCUUUCAUAGUUGAUCAUUAUGAAAAAAUCGCUAUAGAUACUACCGAAGGUAUCAGUUUCAUAUACGUUUGGAUUCCAGAAAUGCGCGAGGUAAUUUUUAAGAAUGACAGCAUAUAAAACUUAUUGUAAGUUAAAAAAUUGAUAAUGAUAUA
Messenger RNA from Daktulosphaira vitifoliae (grape phylloxera), 1477 nucleotides. RefSeq lists its product as uncharacterized. The transcript is spliced from 4 exons. The coding region runs from base 252 to 1442 and encodes 396 amino acids. Lineage: Eukaryota; Metazoa; Arthropoda; Insecta; Hemiptera; Phylloxeridae. The record is from RefSeq and is a predicted model, not a curated record.